UCCACGUUGGGAGAUGGUUAAACUCUGAGCACUGCUACUAAUCCAUGAACCUGUGGCAUUGGAUGACAUCUAUUUAUUUAGAAGAUCAAGACAAGGCAGAUAAAAGGUCAGAUAACGCUUCCAAUGUUUUAUGCAUCACAGCAGUGUGACUUGCCACUUAGAGAGCUGCUAACAAGACUUCUUUAAUGGGACCCCUUGUGACAUUUGCUUCCUGCCUUCCAGCCUUCAGUAUUUCGGCCAUGCCACAAUGGUUAUAAUUUGGAUCUUGUUGCUCAGUUUUUUCGAUCUUGGUCGGCAGGUAUCCUGGGCUAAGGUUUUGUCCAGUACUGCUAAAGUGCCCUGUGCCAGUGGCAAACUGUGUGACCCCAGGCUGAGAAGAGAUGCUGGUGGACGUGGUGGGGUAUACGAACAUCUCGGAGGAGCCCCUCGACACAGAAAGCUUUACUGCGCUACUAAGUAUCACCUUCAGAUCCAUUUGAAUGGAAAAAUUAAUGGAACCCUGGAGAAAAACAGCAUCUUCAGUAUUUUAGAAAUAACUGCCGUGGAUGUGGGAAUUGUCGCCAUCAAAGGAUUGUUCUCUGGGAGAUACCUGGCUAUGAACAAAAGAGGGAGACUUUACGCCUCGGAAAACUACAAUCCGGAAUGUGAGUUUGUGGAGAGGAUUCAUGAACUUGGUUAUAAUACAUAUGCUUCCCGUUUACAUAGGACAGUUCCAAAUGGGGCUGGUGCAAAACAUAAGGCCGGUGCGGAAAGACUCUGGUAUUUAUCAAUCAAUGGAAAAGGACGACCUAGGAGAGGCUUCAAGACAAGAAGAACUCAAAAAUCCUCCCUUUUCUUACCAAGAGUACUGGACAACAAAGACCAUGACGUAGUGAAGCUAUUUCACACAAACAUAAAGUACAGAGAAAGCAUUCUAAAACCACAAAAAAACAAUGGGAGACACAGGAGAGAGCAUUGAGUAGACUAGCACUAUGACGGAAAGUUGUCCUAACAUCUAAAACUCUACUCACUUACAAGGAGCCUGUGCCCGUGACCUUGGACAGCUGUUAGAUUUGUAGAGCAUUUUCUGGAUUACCUCAUGGUUACGGCUGUUUAUUUCAGUGGUCUCUACAAGGUACACGGAUACUUAAUAAUUUAUUCUGGUGUUUCUGGACAUGAAAGAUCCAUCAAUGGACAAUGGCCGGUUUGACUACUCUCAGUUACUGUUUCCAGAUUGCACUAGCCAGUGCCUAGCCUAACGAAUGCGUCUGAUUGUGACUGUACUCUGCCUUCAUCCAGUUGAGCAACCAUGUUCAAUCCUGGCAGCUAGUACAAGUGUACCUAUUGUCUAAAAGCAUUUAUUUCAUGAGAUGAACCAAUAUUUAAUCCAUCAAUACACUCGAAAUAAUCGGCAGAGGCAUUCAUGUGUUAUGCCUCAGCGAUGUCACAGAUAGGCUGUAUCCUCGUAAUUAUUGUCUCAUCUUGCGAAAUAGGUGCUUCCAUUGUAUGGGGACAAUAGGUACACGUUAAAUGCUGUUACUGUAUUCCUCAGUAUUUCUUCUCCUAUCUAAUAUUGACAUUACACUGUAAAGCCAUUAGCUGGACUGUUGUUUGGUCUACCUCACAUUCCAUUAGGUGACUGUAUAUGUUUAUUGUUUUAUGGCCCUAUUAAGCUAAUAAGCAGCUGCAGAAGGGGUUUCCUGUAAAAUACUAACAUUAGACCUCGGAGUUAUGUAUUAAGGGUUGUACAGGAGGGCAAGUAUUAAAAACAUAUAUAUAUUUAUUAAUAUUGAUUAAGUGGAAUCAUUCAACAUAUUUGUGCAAGAACAGUGUUUAUCAUUAUUUAUAAUGUGAAAA
Molecule: messenger RNA, 1836 nt
Organism: Pseudophryne corroboree (corroboree frog)
Lineage: Eukaryota; Metazoa; Chordata; Amphibia; Anura; Myobatrachidae
Gene: FGF3
Product: fibroblast growth factor 3
Exons: 3
Coding region: 248-958 (236 amino acids)
Biological process (GO): cell differentiation; regulation of cell migration; positive regulation of gene expression
Cellular component (GO): cytoplasm
Molecular function (GO): fibroblast growth factor receptor binding; growth factor activity
Source: RefSeq, a predicted model, not a curated record